CUUUUUGGGGACACUUUUCUUGGCAGGAGGAGACUUGUUUACAGGGCUCCAAAUGUCACGGCGCGCAGAAGCAGGACUCCCAUUCCGAGGGGAGCUUUCCAACGGAGCGCGUCUACGGGCUUCUCCCUGCACUCACGCGUGUGUAGGAAGGGAGGAGCGGGAAGCAGCUUUCUCUAUGCCCCCCCUCCUUCCCCACGACAUUACGGGAACCGGCUUCUUUGCUAAUGGAGACACGCCUUAAGGAAGCAGCGGCGGCGGCGCGAAGGAGCGACCCAGGCGGUAGGAGAUCCUCUUUGGGAAAGCGGCACCGGCGUGGCUGAGCUGGCCGAUUGGAUCAUCGGAGGAACAAGAUCUCGGCUAGGAAACUAAUUAAAAAAUGGCAUUUCGAAAGGCGGUAAAAGGAACUAUCCUUGUUGGAGGAGGUGCUAUAGCGACUGUUUGGGGCCUCUCACAACUUUCUCAGUAUAGAAGAAAGCACGGUCACCUUGCCUCUGUUGAAGCUUCCGAAUGUAAGCCCUUACCCAUGCUAAACUCCCUCCCUACCAGAGAGAGUCAGCUCCAGGCCCUGCGAGAAACCGGCGAAUUUGACGUUCUUAUCAUAGGUGGAGGUGCGACAGGAAGUGGUUGUGCCUUAGAUGCUGUUACCAGAGGCCUAAAAACAGCCCUUGUAGAAAGAGAUGAUUUCUCAUCGGGGACCAGCAGCAGAAGCACUAAAUUGAUCCAUGGCGGAGUGAGAUAUCUUCAGAAGGCCAUCAUGAAGUUGGAUUUUGACCAGUACAGAAUGGUGAAAGAAGCCCUCCGUGAACGUGCCAACUUGCUUGAAAUUGCUCCUCAUUUAUCCGCUCCUCUGCCUAUAAUGCUUCCUGUUUACAAGUGGUGGCAGCUGCCAUACUACUGGGUGGGAAUUAAAAUGUAUGACCUCGUAGCAGGAAGCCAGUGUCUGAAAAGCAGCUACGUGCUUAGCAAAUCAAAAGCCCUGGAACUUUUUCCUAUGUUGCGGAAGGACAGACUCGUAGGUGCCAUUGUCUAUUAUGACGGACAGCACAACGACGCACGAAUGAACCUUGCUAUUGCCCUCACUGCUGCCAGGUACGGGGCUGCCACAGCCAAUUACACUGAAGUGGUGCGCUUGCUGAAGAAGACGGAUCCAAAUAGCGGGAAGAGCCGUGUCUGCGGAGCGAGGUGCAGGGAUGUUCUAACAGGGCAGGAAUUUGAUGUCAAAGCCAAAUGUGUUAUCAAUGCUACAGGACCUUUCACAGACUCUCUGCGGAAAAUGGAUGAGCAGGAAGUACCAAACAUCUGUCAGCCAAGCGCAGGCGUUCAUAUUGUGAUGCCUGGCUAUUACAGCCCUGAUAAUAUGGGACUCCUUGACCCAUCCACCAGUGAUGGAAGAGUGAUUUUCUUCUUGCCGUGGCAAAAGAUGACUAUUGCUGGUACCACUGAUACUGCAACGGAAGUCACCCAUCACCCAAUUCCUACAGAAGAAGAUAUUAACUUCAUUUUGACAGAAGUGCGCAACUACCUUAGCUGUGAUGUUGAAGUGAGGAGAGGGGAUGUUCUGGCAGCAUGGAGUGGGAUCCGUCCCCUAGUGACAGAUCCCAAUUCUAAAGACACACAGUCCAUAUCUCGGAACCACGUGGUGCAUGUUAGUGGCGCUGGCCUUGUGACCAUAGCAGGUGGAAAAUGGACAACUUACCGCUCAAUGGCAGAGGAUACCAUUGACGCUGCUGUACAAGCUCAUGGCCUUCAUGCAGGUCCCUGUAAGACCGUAGGACUUGUCCUACAGGGUGCAGAGGGUUGGAGCCCUACCCUAUAUAUUCGACUGGUUCAAGAUUAUGGACUUGAAAAUGAGGUGGCUCAACAUCUUGCGAAUACUUUUGGGGACAAGGCUUUUGAAGUGGCAAAGUUAGCCCAAGUGACUGGGAAGAGGUGGCCUAUUGUUGGAAAACGCCUUGUGUCGGAGUUCCCUUACAUUGAGUCUGAGAUUGAAUAUGCAAUCCAAGAAUAUGCCUGCACUGCAGUGGACAUGAUUGCCCGUCGCACACGGCUGGCCUUCCUGAAUGUGCAAGCUGCGGACGAAGCCUUACCAAAGAUCAUUGAGAUAAUGGGGAAGAAGCUGAAAUGGAGUGAACAGAAGAAGAAGGAGGAGCUGGCGGAGGCAAAGAAGUUCCUGUACUAUGAAAUGGGCUACAAGGCACGGUCAGAGCAACUCACAGAUCAUAGUGAAAUCACAUUGUCCCCUGCAGAUAUCGAGAGAUAUAAAAAGAGAUUCUACAUGUUUGAUAAAGAAGGCAAAGGUUUUAUUACCAUAUUGGACGUGCAGUGCGUGUUAGAGAGCAUCAACCUUCAAAUUAAUGAAAGUGCACUCCAUGAGAUUUUGAAUGAAGUGGAUUUGAACAAAAACGGGCAGGUUGAACUCAAUGAGUUUCUGCAGCUCAUGACUGCAAUCCAGAAAGGAUAUAUUUCGGGAAGCCGGCUAGCUGUUCUUAUGAAAUCUGCUGAAGAGAACAUUCAUCAUCGUGAAGUGAUUUCAGUAGAUCGGAGCUGUGGUGGACUGUGAGUUUUGGGAGCUUACAGCUGCCCAAUGGCAUCCCGUGCAGCGGCCUCUCUCUGCUGAAAAGCAUUCCAGUGCUUGUGGAUGUGUCUCCUUCCUCUACACAACCUCUCUCGCUGUGAGCUACUGUACAGAAAAACUGUCUUUGUUGCAGUUCUUUCUCUCCCCCUCCCCCCUAAGUUUGCUGCAAAAGUUCUGCUGCUCUGACUUGUAGCUUCCUGAACUGGGUAUAUGUUUCUGCUUUCUCCAGAAUAACUGGUGGACAAACAUAUUUGAAGUAAGGAAGACAUUUAAGGAACUAUGACCCUGAUAUCUUUCAAGGGGCUGAUUCAAGGGGAUCUGCACUAUAACUUGGCUGUACUCUGGAGCCGUGGUAGGGGAUCCAGGUGUUAACCAAGCAUGAAUGUGGGUGCAGUUCCACCCUGCCAUCUGUCUGCCUAGGAGCAAGAAUUAAUCCUUUUCUACAUCAAGGUCCCCACCCUUCCUCUUGCAUCUUGCUGCAUCGAAUGGGCAAAAGUGAAAGGUGCAAGCAUGCCUUUGGUGUCUUACAUGUGGGAUUAUUCAUUAAAUCUCUGGAUUCCUUUUUCAUUUUUGGAGAAAUGUGUUAUGCUAAAUGUCAUCUUUUGUUCAGGGCUAACAAUAUUUUUAAAAAUUGUUUCAAGGCUAUUAAAACAUGCAUGCCCUUAAAAAAAAAGGUGAUUUGUUAUUGGGGAAAAUAAUAGGUUUUUUCCCCCCUUUUUGGAGAAGUGCGUAUUGUGCUAAAUGUUCAUCUUUUGCCUAGAACUUCAGGGCUAAUGGGGGAGAUAACUAUUGCAAGGCUAUUAAAACAUGCAUGCCCUAAAAGAAAAAGGGAAAAAAGUAUUUUUUGUAGCAUAUUACCCAAAAUACAAGUGAAUGUCCUGUGCCAAGGAAUCGCACUGCUACUUAGUUGUGUUUGCAUAAGAGAACAUACUGGGCCCAGUUCAUCUAAAAUUAAGUCUCGUUGGAACUUAUGUGGUUUAAGUAGCUAUGUCCUGUACAGCAGCGAUGGUUUACACAUGGAUUUCUGUAAAGCACACCAAGUCAGCAUAAGAUUAGAAGCACGUCACAAGGAUAGUUUUAAAGAAACAGGUGCUUGUUAUCCUAACAUGGAAAAACUUUAAAAAUAUGGGUGGAAUUUCUCUCUCCCUUCCCUUUUAGCCAAAUGCUCCAUAUAGCAAGUGGUGAGUAAUGCAUGUAGGUGUUUUUCCCUUUUCCUGUGAAAUUUUGGUAGAAGUUCUAACAAAUGUUUCUGAAUUGACUGAUGGUUCGUUUCUGCUGGAUACAUAAAACAAAGCACAAUUGGAAACUAUUCUAUGAUCGCAACAUAUUUAACCGGAGAAACAUUGAGCUGGACUUCAUUAAAUUAUUAUUUAAAUUGCCUGUCCUAUUUUGACCGUUUUCUCAAACAUGGGCUUUUACUUUUUACCUCACCUCCUCAUCCCCCAUUAAGCUAGGUAAUGUCACUAAAAUAGUGGAAAGUUGGAAAAUGAACUGAUGGCAUGAAGCAAAAGGAAGAGUUAUUAGGCUACUGAUGAAAAGGAAAAGAGACAUUAGGUUACGUUUUCUUGACAGCUUUUUACCUUCUGAAGGGUGUUUACCAUGUUCCAAGUGUGUGUUCAAGGGGAUAUUCCUAUAAGUCAUACAAUAGGUAAAAUCUUUUAUAACAUUAUUAUUUUCAUCCCUUGAAUGAUAUGAAAUAGAGCAUUCCUCAGAACAAAAUAUUGGAACUGACCCUUAAUAGUAUCUUGGUAGAAAAGUGUGCACAAGGUCUACAUGCAACUUUAGCACAUAUUCCUAGACCCUUCUAACAGACCAUUAUAUUUCAAUAUUCUUCAAAAGAAUUUAUUUUCCCUGUCAAAAUACCCUAUAUACAAAUGUUGAAAGUGCUGAGGUCUUCUACUACUACAGAUAGCUGCAGGUGUAUAAAACUUACCCAGUAACUAACUUCAGAGGCAUGCAUAUGCAUUGUGUAUAUAGAAGUUUAGGCUUUUAAAUUAUUUGAAUUUAUUCUUAGGCCACCUUUAAGGGUGAACCCCGCUCUUUGAGUUGAAUGUAAGGAGCAGUGUCCUGGUAACAGGUAUAAUAAAAGGAGGCCUUGUUCUAGAAGGUCUCUGGCCAAAUCCUGUGCAGACAUUUCCCCCUUGUCAGCUUUUCCUAUGAUCAAGAUACCUCAGACUUCCAACCUACCUUUUUUAGGUUAGCAGUGAAGGUGCCAGAGGAGAAACGGAUUCCUCCUUUUAGGCCCUGAGCACUUCAGAUUGACUUGAGGAACAGGAUUAAGGCUUUGUGCAUAUGUGAUAAUUUUGAGGUUUCUCCUUGAGCGCUAAGGAUUGUUUUGUGCAGUUGAUCCUAUGGGCUGCUUCUCUUCCAUGCUGCCAACACAUAUUGGACUGUUUUUACGUAACAGUUUUCUUCUCCUUGUGUUAACUUAACUUCGCUUGGAGCAGAAAAAUCAACUAAAAUGGGAGUAAUCAAAAACGCAUUUGUGAAGUGUGGAGAAAAGAAUGCUCGCUGUAUUUGUACCCUAAAAGGGUGUGAGGGUGCCAGUGUUUAUAUAUACCUUUGAAUCAAAAUGGCAUUUUGAAAUUACCUUUCAACCCUUUAGGCAAAAGCAAAUGCCUGUGAUCAAGGGAUAAGUGUGUGUGUGUGUGUGUGUGUCCCUCAUCCACAUGUGCUGUAGGGUUUUAGCAAACUGUUUCUCUGCCACCGGAGUUUAGCCAAGCUGGGGGUGGUUAAGCGCGUAAGAAAAACAACGUUAUGUGCAUAGUCCUUAAGGACAAGAUCUAAUACACCUUUUCAAAUAGGUUCCCUCUCUAUGAUAACACAAGAUUUUCAGUAAUGUCUAGUUAUGCCUCUCACUAUCAGAGCUCUAUUCUUGCUGUUUUUCAUCUUUUGCUACCAAUGCAGUCAUAUGAUGGACUUGAAUGCAUGUUUUGUUCAUUUUAUUUGAUGGUUUAUAUGCAUUUUUAGUUUGAUCUCUGAAUUUUAAUCCAACUUUCUUUGGCUUUUCUUUUCUUACAAAAGUGUGCAUCUCUGCUUUGUAUGGGAUGCGAAAGACAUCACAUGCCUUAUCUUCCACUAGCUUGGUUUAGUAAAAUUAAAGAAUUUUAAUCCAUUAUUCAAAGCUCAGAAUUACGUAAUUACAUGAUAUUCUAUAUAUGAUUGUUAUAUGAAUGUACAGUAAAUAUAAAGUACUUGUGGAACCGUUGUGCACUGUGUUAAUGAUAUGUAAUGCUAUUGUACUACUGUGUUUGAAAAAGAAAGGAAAGGAAUGUAACAGCAAAGAGCCUGGUGUUGGUGAUGUGUUUGAGUGUGUGUGUGAAUAUGCACACAUAUAUGCAUACAUAUACAUAUAUACAUGCCGCAUGUUUUUCCAUCUGGCACUUUUAUGUAUUGUGUUGGGUUAUUGUUCUGGAUUGGACUGUUAAAUACUGUGUUUGAGGCUGGGUUGUCAUUUUUAUAACUGUCUCGGUGUUUUAUUGCCAUUAUUUAUUACUUUUGAUAUACAGAAUGAGCUGCAUGCAUUUAUAGAGCAAUAAGAGGAUGUAUUUAAUGUGCCUUGUUUUUAACGGAAUAAGAACUGAAAGCAUGAAUCAAUAAAACUGAUUAAAAUGGUC
Elgaria multicarinata webbii is the source of this 6192-nucleotide messenger RNA. It is a transcript of the gene GPD2, whose product is annotated as glycerol-3-phosphate dehydrogenase 2. Lineage: Eukaryota; Metazoa; Chordata; Lepidosauria; Squamata; Anguidae. The transcript is spliced from 18 exons. Gene Ontology annotation, cellular component: mitochondrion; glycerol-3-phosphate dehydrogenase (FAD) complex. Gene Ontology annotation, biological process: glycerol-3-phosphate metabolic process. The coding region runs from base 377 to 2560 and encodes 727 amino acids. Gene Ontology annotation, molecular function: calcium ion binding; glycerol-3-phosphate dehydrogenase (quinone) activity. The record is from RefSeq and is a predicted model, not a curated record.